AUGCGAAGGCCAAAAAAAAUCCUAAUAUGUGGCAUUGGUCUUGAUGAGUACAAUAGGAUAUCAUCCUGUGCCACCGCAAAGGAAAUUUGGGACACUCUACAAGAGGUCCAUGAAGGUACCAGUCAAGUGAAGAAAUCCAAUAUUGACGUGCUUAACAGGAAAUACAAACUAUUCAGGAUGAAGGAGGGAGAGACUAUUCAGGAAAUGCAUACCAGGUUCACGUCAAUUCUGAAUGAGAUUUACUCACUCAGUGGAGUUGUUCCCAGCGGAAAGACAAAUCAAAAACUUCUCAGUGUGUUACCAGAGUCAUGGGAGAGAAAGGUUGAAGCAAUUUCUGAAGCAUGUAAUCUGGACACUCUAACCAUGGAUGAGCUAAUAGAAAAAUUGACUACUUUUGAGCUCAAAAAGAAUCAAGGGCGUGAGAUGACCAGUGGUAGAAAAUAA
This is a messenger RNA of Capsicum annuum, 444 nucleotides long. RefSeq lists its product as uncharacterized. NCBI's taxonomy places the organism in Eukaryota, Viridiplantae, Streptophyta, Magnoliopsida, Solanales, Solanaceae. Bases 1 to 444 code for a protein of 147 amino acids. The transcript has a single exon. The record is from RefSeq and is a predicted model, not a curated record.